Raphanus sativus (radish) is the source of this 1708-nucleotide messenger RNA. RefSeq names its product cysteine-rich receptor-like protein kinase 43. Lineage: Eukaryota; Viridiplantae; Streptophyta; Magnoliopsida; Brassicales; Brassicaceae. Bases 206 to 1504 code for a protein of 432 amino acids. Gene Ontology annotation, biological process: protein phosphorylation. The record is from RefSeq and is a predicted model, not a curated record. The transcript is spliced from 6 exons. Gene Ontology annotation, molecular function: protein kinase activity; ATP binding.
CCAAAAAAUAAAUAAAAUUACACGAGAACACGCUUCUUCCUCUUCUUCUUCUUCUUCUUCUUCUUCUUCAUCACUCAAUAACAAUCUGAGAUUCAGAGACUACAUUUCAGCGAACACCAAUAGAACGCCGCAGAAUAGAAACCGUCUUCCCCAAUUCGAUUUCUCUUCUCAAUUUUAUAACCUUUCGUCUGUAGCUUUCCAUGGGAUGGUCACAAAGAACUCUCAAAAGAGCAAUCUUGACGUGACCAAGUCCAUGAACUUCUUUCACAAACUCAUUAAACCUUUCAAACGCAGCUCCAAUCGAGGUAUUGAAGACGAAAUCGAUAAAAUCUCUGCUCAGGAACAGAAAGUGUUCACCUUUCAAGCCCUCGUCUCCGCUACCAACGAUUUCAACCCGACCCACAAACUCGGCGAAGGCGGUUUCGGACCCGUCUUCAAGGGAAGGUUACCUGACGGGAGAGACAUAGCAGUGAAGAAGCUAUCUCAGGGUUCAAAGCAAGGCAACAACGAGUUUGUCAACGAGGCCAAGUUACUAGCUAAAGUCCAGCAUCGUAAUGUUGUUAAUCUCUGGGGUUACUGCACCCAUGGAGAUGAUAAACUCUUGGUCUACGAGUACGUCGCAAACGAGAGCCUUGACAAGGUCCUCUUCAAAUCCAACAGAAGAUCAGAGGUAGACUGGAAGCUGAGGUUUGAGAUCAUUACAGGCAUUGCUAGAGGACUGCUCUAUCUCCAUGAAGAUGCCCCGGACUGCAUCAUCCACAGGGACAUCAAGGCUGGCAACAUUCUGCUUGACAACAAAUGGGUUCCUAAGAUUGCUGAUUUUGGGAUGGCUAGACUCUUUCAGGAAGACGCUACACACGUCAACACUCGCAUUGCCGGAACCAAUGGUUAUAUGGCUCCGGAGUAUGUAAUGCAAGGUGUUCUAUCGGUAAAAGCAGACGUGUUCAGCUUUGGGGUUGUGGUUCUAGAGCUCAUCAGUGGCCAGAAGAACUCUAGUUUUAGUAUGAGACACGCUGACCAGACUCUUCUUGAAUGGGCAUAUAAGUUAUACAAGAAAGGCAGGACCAUGGAGAUACUAGACUCGGAGAUAGCAGCUUCUGCUGAUCCGGAACAAGUCAGACUCUGCGUUCAGAUCGGCCUGCUCUGUGUUCAAGGUGAUCCUCGCAAGAGACCAACUAUGAGACGGGUGUCUCUGCUUCUCUCGAGAAAGCCAGGACAUCUAGAAGAACCAGAGCAUCCUGGUGUACCAGGAUCUAGACACCGCCGUAGAACUCAUCGUCCUUCAGGAGGAGCAUCCUCGGUUGGAACGUUUUCGACCACUGGAUCGAGGACAGACUCGUUUGGUUCGAACUUGAACACACACACUGGUUCCAACGCAGGAACAGGUAGAGCUACUCCAGCGUCUUCCAGGACUCCGACUCCGACGAGGACUCACGCUACUAGAAGUGUAGGGGCUGCGAGCUCUAGCUCAGACCCUCAUGGGAAACGACCUAUGAGUUAUUAAAGUACAUAAAUUUUGUUAAAUAUUGGAUUGUAAAUUCUAUAUAGCGAGGGUUUUGUUUUUGGUUUGAAAAGUAAAUUAUUAUUUUUUGGGCUCUGGUAGUGGUUUUACUUUUAGGACAGGGUUUACAGUAUUGUAUGAUUUUCGUAUGAAAAGAAAAAGAGUUCUUUGAUCAAGAAAGAAAAGAAAAGAAAACGAGUUCAUUCA